This is a messenger RNA of Glycine soja, 1830 nucleotides long. RefSeq names its product transcription factor DIVARICATA-like. Bases 444 to 1445 code for a protein of 333 amino acids. Gene Ontology annotation, molecular function: DNA binding. The transcript has 3 exons. Lineage: Eukaryota; Viridiplantae; Streptophyta; Magnoliopsida; Fabales; Fabaceae. The record is from RefSeq and is a predicted model, not a curated record.
UCCCAUUUCCAUUUUAAUACUUCUUUUCCUUUCUAUGUUUUCUCAAUUGUAAUAAAUAAAAAAAAACCCAACAUAUCUCUCUUUGGAAAAGCUAGUCACCCCAAUUAUUGUGUCAACUACAUAAGCUUCUGGGGUCUCCAUUUAAUUCUCUGAACAUUUUAUUACUUUUACCCAUUUUUCUAUCUUGGUUUACUUCUUUUUAUUUUGUGUUGGUGAUUAUUCGUUCUUGUCUUAGAUCUGAAUAGUUUUAGGGUUUAAAAAAAAUUAAAAGUACAAGCUUUGUAGUUUUCCUAUAAACUGAGGGAUUGGGAAUUUUCCUUGGGUUUUGGAAAGAAAGUUUUUUUUUAUAAUAUAUAUAUAUAUAUAUAUAUAUAUAUAUAUAUAUAUAUAUUCCAGAUUCCUUAGACUGUGGCUAUGUGAAAAGGGUCGCAGAUUCCUUACAAAUGCUUCUUGAUUAUAUUCUUCUUAGCAGCUCCACUAGUCCACCACUCUUCACAUCUUCUCUCACUUUGAAUUCAAAGAGAGAGGGAAUUGAAGUUCUUUCUCCAGCCUCAUACCUCCAGAGUUCCAAUUGGUUGUUCCAAGAAAGCUCGGGGACCAGGUGGACUCCACAGGAGAACAAGCUCUUUGAGAAUGCUUUGGCUGUGUUUGACAAGGACACGCCGGACCGGUGGCUGAAGGUGGCCGCCUUGAUUCCGGGCAAGACGGUCGGUGAUGUGAUCAAACAGUACAGGGAACUUGAAGCAGAUGUGAGUGUCAUUGAAUCUGGGUUUAUCCCAGUUCCAGGGUACACUGCUACUGAUUCCUUCACAUUGGAGUGGGUCAAUAAUCAAGGAUUUGGUGGGCUCAGGCAGUUUUAUGGUGUUACUGGCAAAAGGGGUGCUUCCAAUAGACCAUCUGAGCAGGAGAGGAAGAAAGGAGUGCCAUGGACUAAAGAGGAGCACAGACAAUUUCUGACGGGUCUGAAGAAGUAUGGUAAAGGAGACUGGAGAAACAUUUCUCGCAAUUUUGUGAUCACAAGGACUCCAACUCAGGUUGCAAGUCAUGCUCAGAAGUAUUUCAUCAGGCAACUAAGUGGGGGAAAGGAUAAGAAGAGAUCCAGUAUCCAUGACAUCACAAUGGUGAAUCUCCCAGAAGCAAAAUCUCUUUCAUCUGAGAGUAACAGACCCUCUUCACUAGAUCACUCAGUGAAGGAUGUGAAUCCACCACGCCAGAAUCAGAAAUUGUCUACUACCAUGGUAAUUAAACAGGAACAUGAUUGGAAAUUGCCAUGUGAAACUGUGCCUAUGCAUUUCAAUUCCACAAAUAGAAACAUGUUCAUGACACAACUUUGUGGGAUUUCUUCAAAUGGGUCUAAACCACUUCAGGAGCAGUAUUUCCUCAGUGGAUGCCAAUUUGGACCUUAUGGUACAAUUAUUCAAAUGCAGUCCAUGCAAAAUCAAUGAACUAUAUAGAAUGCAGGGUUUAGAGUUAAUUAAGGUACUAAAAUGCAAAACUUUUUCAUUGAUGUUGGAUUGAAUUUUAGAUGCCUAAGGGUGAUUUAUGUAAAUAUGUUGAGGAUUCACAAGUUUCCUUGUUACUUAGUCUUUGAAGAGUGUUGAAGAGUGUUCAUAUUGUAUUCUGAUAUUAAAGUUCUGGCACCAAAGAUAUAUCAGAGUUUGGUCGUGAUAUGCAUCUUCUACCUAGGCAGAAAGGAAGUAUCUGUAAAACGUAUAGGACGAAAGGAGUUUGUGAUUAUUCACUUUUUUUUAGAUGCUUGAUGCUUCAAAUAAAUGUAGGCCUUUGCAGCUUUGCAAACGAAUGCAAGUUUUUAUUAGAAUUCAUAUUGAA